UGACAUUCGCAUUCGAUUGAUUUUGAAAGUAGAAAUUUAAAUUAUUUUGUGAUGCUGAUCUGAGUUAAUUUUAUUUUUAAGUGUUUAUGUUAAACUAAACUUUUUUUUAUUGAUAAAUAAAUAGAGUUCGGUACAUUGAGCAUAAUUUUAAACAAGGCAAAUAACUGGUUAUAAUGCUGCGUAGCUGUUUGUUUUUAAAUGUUGCGUUGACACGUUCCAUAAUUUUGAAUAUUGUUAAGUGAAACGAAAUACAAAUAUUGAUGUAUAAAAAUGGAUAAACAUUAAAAUAUUUACCAUUGGAUGUUUCUUCGAUUCCCUGUUUUAUUUCUUCCAUGUUUUUCAAAAAUGUAAUUUACAGAUUUAUGUAUGCUUUACAAUUUGUUUUUUUAUAAUAUUUCAUUGUUACUUUUUUGUUACAGAUCCAUUUGCGCUCUUUAAUCAAAUUAGUGACGUGACGUUUCAGUAAAUAAAUUUGGAAAUCUGCCAAUUUCUUUGUCAUGACUACAAUGCAAACAGGAAAGCCAGAUGAUUGUCAAAAUAAUGACUCUAGUAACUUGUUUCCGAUGACAAUAGAUUCAUUGCGAUUUCCUUUAGACAGCACUAUGCGUAUUAUAUUUACAGGUUAUUUUAAUGGAAUUGGUGUAGAAGUUCGGUCUGUUCAUGAAAUGGCUUUGUUGUAUCAGAUGGGUUGCUUUGGUAAAGGUUCAUUUUCUCGCUCAAAACCCAAGAGACAUCAGAGCAAUGAUAGUCCUCAAAUAAUGCGUAAAAGACAGUUUCUUAAGAGGAAUUAUUGGUAUAAGAAAUUUAAUACUAGAUCAGAGACAACAGACUCUGAUUUGUUUUUCAAAGAGAUAGAUGAACUUUCUGCUAAAAUAGUUAGUGACUGUGAAAAUAAAAAUGUUAUAGAUUUAGUAUCAAGUGAUGAAGAUGAUAAUAACAUUACUGACUUUGUAAGUCCCCAAUUGGAUAAUUACAAUGCUAGUGAAAAGCAAGAUAUGGUUGUAGUUGUAGCCAAUAGUGAUUCUGAAGAGGAAGACUAUUUUGCUAACUUGAAACCUCAGUGUUGUCUCAAUAAAACUAAACUCGAAGAGAAAUUGAUGUUAACACUACAGGAGGCUUUUUUCUUACUCUAUGGUUUAGGAUGCUUACAAGUAGUUCAUGCUGAUAAGGUCCUGAAUAUUGAACAGUGUUUAGAAUUAUUCACUGAAACUGAUAAACAUUUUGUGACUAAAUAUGUUGUUUAUCAUUAUUUUCGAUCUAAAGGGUAUGUGGUAAAGUCAGGAAUAAAAUUUGGUGGUGAUUAUUUGCUAUAUAAGGAUGGUCCUGGAGUUGCACAUGCUGAAUUUAUAGUAAUUAUUAGAAAUAUUGUAGAAAAAAAUAGUGAAUUCAAUUGGGUUUCAGUUUUAGGACACAACAGAAUGGCAGUUACUACAUUAAAGAAAGUAAUUAUUGCAGAAGUUGUGCAACCAAACAGUGAAAUAAAAAUACCUGAAGGUUUAUGUAAUUACAGUGUGAGAGAGUUGCUAUUAACAAGAAAUAUUCCAGUAACAUUAAACGAUGAUUUUAAUUAAACAUUUUAUAACAACAAAUAACUACAAUAUAUUAUAUUCUAUGCUCUCUUAA
This is a messenger RNA of Galleria mellonella (greater wax moth), 1623 nucleotides long. RefSeq names its product tRNA-splicing endonuclease subunit Sen2 (gene Tsen2). The transcript is spliced from 3 exons. Bases 498 to 1571 code for a protein of 357 amino acids. Lineage: Eukaryota; Metazoa; Arthropoda; Insecta; Lepidoptera; Pyralidae. The record is from RefSeq and is a predicted model, not a curated record. Gene Ontology annotation, molecular function: nucleic acid binding; tRNA-intron lyase activity. Gene Ontology annotation, cellular component: tRNA-intron endonuclease complex. Gene Ontology annotation, biological process: tRNA-type intron splice site recognition and cleavage; tRNA splicing, via endonucleolytic cleavage and ligation.